Messenger RNA from Mytilus trossulus (common blue mussel), 2135 nucleotides. RefSeq names its product collagen alpha-1(XII) chain-like. The record is from RefSeq and is a predicted model, not a curated record. The coding region runs from base 103 to 1998 and encodes 631 amino acids. The transcript is spliced from 11 exons. Lineage: Eukaryota; Metazoa; Mollusca; Bivalvia; Mytilida; Mytilidae.
AUCCGGUUAUUUUUCAAUUAUUUUAAAAGAAGGCGAUUGACAACUUAUCUAUUGUAUUUUUUCACCUUGAUGAUUUAGACGGCCACUUUUCUGUGUUAGAACAUGGAGCGUAUAAUUAUCGUCCUCUGUUUGGUUCCCUGUAUGUUAGCAAUGACCACUCCAGCUGUCGACGUACUUAAAGUGUGUGAUCCUGUAGAUAUAGCAUUUAUAGUAGAUACAUCAUCAAGUUUAUGGUACAAACAUUUUAAGCUACAAAUAAAGUUUAUACACGACAUCGUUAGUCUAUGGGACAUUGGACCUGGGAAUCAACAAAGCAGAGCAGCGGCUGUUUCGUUUAGUAGUAGAUUGUUUCCUGAAUUUGGCUUUUCUGACUUCCAAAGUAAGAAAAGUGUGUUAGCUGCGGUAAACAACAUAACAUACGUUGCAGGGGACGCAACCCGGAUGUAUCUUGGAUUGGAAUACGCCCAUGACACCAUUUACGCUCCUGGUAACGGUGAACGCCCAAAUGUCCCAAAUGUUGUUGUUAUUCUUACUGAUGGUGUGACUAAUCCAGGCCAUUAUGACAAUUUCACGAGGGAUGUUGGUAAGAAACUGACACAAACACAAGCUGCACGAGUUAGAGAUCUUCCAGCCAACCUCUUUGCUAUAGGGAUCGGUAAUGACGUCGAUGAAAAUGAAGUGAGAGGGAUGGCCAGCAAACCUGCAGAAUCGUAUAGUCUAUUUGUUAACAAUUUUGAUGACCUUAAUUCAAAUUUUGUUAAGAAAUCAGUACUUCAAAAGGUUUGCGGAUCAUUACCACAGAAAAUAGAAGAAUGUAAGCAGACGAAAGCAGAUGUCUUUUUCAUGGUUGACGAGUCUUCUAGUUUGCAUCAACAUCAAAAUUUCCAAAAGGAACUUAACUUUGUCGCCUCUGUGAUUGACCAACUUGAGGUUGGACGCGAUGACGUCAGAGUUGGAAUGAUGACAUUCAGCAGCGACCCAAGAAUGUUGUUCCAGUUGAAUGACUUCAAAACAAAGGCACAGAUUGCUACCUUACUCAAAUCUAUUCCAUGGCGUGGUGGAGACACAUAUUUAGACAAAGCACUGAAACUUCUUAUGACAGAUGGUCUUGUGGCAUCCCAAGGGAGCCGAAACAAUGUGCCACAAAUAACGAUUGUUAUCACUGAUGGGCAAUCAACUAAUCCAAGAGAAACAGAGAAGAUGUUGGUUGAGUUACGCAGGAUGAACUUCAUUGUUUUUGCAAUAGGUGUUGGGCCAAACCGAGAUCCCACAGAACUACAACGCAUUGCAUCCGAUCCGUCAUAUGUACUUGAAGUGGAAAAUAUUGAUGACUUGGUUGAGAUAAGGAAGAAGUUAAUCACUCAACUGUGUCCAGGAGAUCGACCAGAACCACCUAAGCCAAUCACUUGCCAAGGAGCGAUUGCUGACAUCAUAUUCAUAGCUGAUAGUUCGACAAGCAUUGGUAUCACUGCCUUCAAUGACCUUAAGGAGUUCGCAAAAUCUGUGGUAAACAGAUUCACCAUCGGUCCAAACAACAUUAAGAUAGGUCUUAUCACUUUUUCUAAUGAUGCUGAAUUUCAGUUUAGACUCAAUACGUUUAAUGAUAAGGAUGAAGUGAUAAAAGCCAUUUCAAUCAUGCCAUACAGUACCGGAAAUACAAAUACACAUAAGGCUUUGGAAUUACUUAAUAAAUUUGCGUUUACACCUAAUUUUGGAGGAAGAGGAAAUAGAGUACCUAAAAUAGCUAUCGUUAUUACGGAUGGAUCAUCGAGACAGCCCACACUGACCAGAACUUUGGCUAUUAAGGCUAAACAGCAAGGAAUUAUGAUGUUCUCAAUAGGAGUUGGACCUUACAUAGACCAGAACGAGCUAGACAUCAUGGCGUCCAGUCCUACUUCAAUGUAUUCGUUUUCUGUUGAUAGUUUUGCUGCUUUGUCUUCAAUAGAAGGUUCUUUGGCUAAUAGGACUUGUACAGCUGCAGGACAAAGAAAUCCAUAAGAAGGAUACAUGUGAGCUAUAAAUAAAAUGGACUUCGAUGGGAUAGCAGCCUUUUCAAAACGACUAUACAAGAAUUCGGCUGUCACUACAUCUUAUAUCUAAAUAUUUAGCUUGUACCAAUAAAAUUAAUUAUCGUU